GGGAAAUGUGGUUUUCCCCCCGCCACUUCCUUGCUUGGUCUCUCUGCAGUUUCCUUCUUCUAGCUUAGCCGGCAUUGGCUCCCGUUGAAUGUCUGCUUUCUUUCAAGAAGGUUCCACCCGGGAUGAAACCCCAACCAGCAAGCCCCGUUUUUAGAUUCCUCUUUCACAAAUGCUUCAAGUAUCACCGGAGUUGCCCUCUCCCAUCCCUUGCUAAAAAAAGCCCUCUCUGGACGGAGCUGAAGACUCUUCCACAAAGCUGUACGUGCAGGACCGUCACAUCUGCGAGGACCUUCCAUACCAGCCCACGUACUUUGGGACCGCUUUGGGACAGCGGCCCCUUGCAGGCGUACUUACAGACUUUGAAGCAAGAAUACGAAAGGAUCGAUUCGUUGCUAAGCACCUGCUCCGUGAACGAAUUUAAGGAGAAGGACCUCAGGCUACGACUGGCUGAAUUAUCCCCCUUUGUGGAGACAUUUCAACAAAUACAAGAGGCUGAGAAACAAAUUCGGGAACUGGAGAAAAUGUGUACGGAGCUAACUCAGUCAGAAGAGGAACCUCUAUUAGAACUUGCUACAGAGGAGAAGGAAAGCAUGAGCCAGGUGAUUAGAGCACUCUAUCUAGAGCUUUGUGGGAAGAUAACGCCAAGGGACAAAUAUGACGAAAACAGCGUCCUUUUAGAAGUCACAUCUGGUAGGACGACAGGAGGCGAUAUUUGCCAGCAAUUCACGAAAGAAGUCUUUGACAUGUACCAGAAUUACGCAGACUACAAAGGCUGGACUUUUGAAAUCACCAAGUACUGCCGAGCUGAGAUGGGGGGGCUCCACCAUGCGGCGGCCCGAGUCUUGGGAAGCCACGUCUACAAACGCUUGAAGUUUGAAGGAGGCACCCACCGGGUGCAACGGAUCCCUCAGACGGGGUUGUCUUCACGAAUGCAGCGGAUUCACACUGGCACCAUGACGGUCAUCGUCCUCCCUCUGUCAGAGGAGGUACAGAUAAAAAUCAACCCCAGCGAUUUGCGGAUCGAUACAUUUCGAGCCAAAGGCGCCGGAGGGCAGCACGUUAACAAAACAGACAGCGCUGUUAGAGUUGUACAUCUCCCUACAGGGAUCGUUGUGGAAUGCCAGCAGGACCGAUCUCAGCUAACGAAUAAGGAAACGGCGUUGCAGACAUUGAGAGAGAAGCUCUACCUGCAGACUGUCAUGAAAGACAUAAACGAACAGCAGAGUACGAGAAAGCUGCAGUUAGGGUCAAGAUCCCAGUCGGAGAGAAUUCGCACGUACAACUUCAACCAAGACCGGGUGACUGACCAUAGGAUUUCCUAUGAAGUCCGCGAUAUCAAGGGAUUUUUAAACGGUAAGGAACAUCUGGAUAAUCUCAUUAGCAGCCUGUUGGAAACCUCACAGAUGAAACUUCUGGCUGAGCAGUUGGAAAACAAUUUGAAAUCUCUAUCGGCAGGCUCCUGAACUGAUGAACAAACUUUUCUUUUUAUUAUGUUGGUAAAAAAUUAAAGAGAACUAUUGAAGAAACACUAGUCCCGUUGUUUAAUUUCAUAUUUGGUUAACACG
This is a messenger RNA of Ahaetulla prasina, 1565 nucleotides long. RefSeq names its product mitochondrial translation release factor 1 (gene MTRF1). The transcript has 10 exons. NCBI's taxonomy places the organism in Eukaryota, Metazoa, Chordata, Lepidosauria, Squamata, Colubridae. The coding region runs from base 123 to 1463 and encodes 446 amino acids. The record is from RefSeq and is a predicted model, not a curated record. Gene Ontology annotation, molecular function: translation release factor activity. Gene Ontology annotation, biological process: translational termination.